Chara braunii is the source of this 4042-nucleotide messenger RNA. NCBI's taxonomy places the organism in Eukaryota, Viridiplantae, Streptophyta, Charophyceae, Charales, Characeae. The record is from the annotation of a GenBank genome assembly.
UGCCAGGUCACAGUGCCACAUCAGACAUAGUGCCACGACAGCAGUGCCACGUCAGCAGUGAUGUCAGACACAGUGCCACGUCAGCAGUACCACGUCAGACACAGUGCCAUGUCAGCAGCUCCACAUCAGCAGUGCCACGUCAGCAACAUGACGGGCCUGCCAGGCCAACUGGCCAAUGAGUCUAUCUCCGACUACAAAAAGUGCUUCCAGGCUCAGCUCGUUGCAAUCGAGGCUGAGGAACAACGCCAGCUGGCAGCCAAGGCUGCCCAGCUACAAGCUGACGAAGCGGCGGCAGAAGAGAAGCUGCGGCUACAGGCCGAAGCAGACGCAGAUGCCCAGGCUCGCCGCAAGGAAGCCCAGGAUCUGCUGCAGCGGCAUGAAGCCACAAGCAUCGACAGACUCAAGUUCUGGCACUUUGAACCAAACGGCGAUGAGGCAACACCGGAAGAGAAGCAUAAGGAGUUCAUGGCCAAGCUCGUGACCAGGCUGGUUUACACUUAUGCUGGAGCUUCCAGCAGUGCAUCCUCUAGCCGCCAACUGGAGGAACGCGUUGACCACGUAGUGGCAAUGCUAGGAGACAUAAGUGCCUUCACAGAGCCGGCCACCAUCAGCCAGCGGUUCGAGUUGCUGGACACUAAGAUUAGUCAGCAACAGCAGACUGACCACAGCCACAACAACAGCUCGGCGAGGSCAUAYAAGAUGCCGACGUUCCGGAUCRAGAAAUUUGAUGACUACACACAUCAAGACCCGGUCGUCUGGUGGCAAGGAUUUACAACGGAGUUGGGGAUUCAUGAAGUCCCUGACCAUCUGUUCAUCAGUGCUCUGUUCAUCAACACCAAGGGAGGUUGUCAGAUCUGGCUCAGCCACAUGGCAACCAUCCACGGCGUCCAGGUUUCAGACCUGUACAAGAAGGUCUCCUGGGAAGACAUGACAAAGGAAUGGAAGAAGCGGUUCAUCGUCGACGAUGCCCCGACACUCGCCAUCAACCACAUCUUCACGAUGGCUCAAGGGAGCACACCGACACGUGAUUGGCUCACGGAUUGGCAGAAGAUCGUGGCAACGCCCGAUUUGGACUUGCCAUUCCCGCAUCUGCGGCGUGAGUUCUACAACAGGUCAUGCGCCGCUCUCAGCCUCACACUUGGUGAUCGCGAGCAGUACAACACUUUCGCGGAGAUAAUCAACAAGGCGAGAGAGCCCAUCAAGACUAACAGGGCGGCUGCGCACGAGGAGUCCACGUGGCAGCCAACCUAUGUGGAGAAGGCACGAACUAGUCCGCGACAGCAGCACUUCGCUGCAGUCCAGUCGGACAGUGGAGAUAACCCAACAGCCACUCCAGCAUCAAGUGACGGAGAUCAGGUGGCUGYUGUCCAGCCGYGAAGCAACAACAAGUCCCGCAACAAUGGGAAGGCGAAAUCCGCAUCGCAGGCCGRAAAUGGACAGCCAGUACAAGUUCCAUGGGUCAAGUUCGGCUUGACCGAGGCGGAGUACAAGGUCCGCGGCCGCUACGGCAGCUGCUAUUGGUGCAACAGCACCAAGCACAAGACCUCCCUGUGCCAGGAUCAGGGCAAGGAGGAUCUGCGACCCCGCCUCAGCUCGGGAACUGAGCUCCGCGGAAGGCUUGAAGAACUUGACCAAUUGACGUUCACGGACUUCCAGUGGAUGUCCGUUCCCUCGACCGGACAAUUGCCGAAACCGCAUUGCAACGUGCUUAUGGCACAAUUGCGGGACUACUUGCACACUGCAGUACCAGCUCUGUUGAUGGACGCCGGAGUAGAGGUUGUCGACCUUCACGCUUACAUCGCGAAGAUCGACCUCGAGUUCAAGACGCAACAGUACGACGACAUCGACACACCAUUGCUAUACGUACGCAUUCAGAUCGGAGAGGCGACCUGCAAUGCCUUGAUCGAUUGCGGAGCAUCUCGCAACUACAUCAGCCAGGACUUCAUGGUACGCGCCGGCCUUGGCCCACGUGUCCGGAGGAAGUCCCAGCCUACGCAAGUCACGUUGGCAGACGGUCAUACGCACAAGUCAAUCGACCGGUGCAUUGAUGCGGUCCCCGUGUACUUUGCCCCUCACGCAAGUGAGGCGGUAUCCUUUGAUAUUCUGGACACCAAAUUUGACAUGAUCUUGGGCAUGUCAUGGCUGCGAAGCGAGGAUCACCCGGUGAACUUCUUCAAACGCACCGUUCACAUUCGCCCGCAUGUAGUACCGGAUCGACCCAUCCGACACGAGAUCAUCCUCGAGGACGGGGCCGUACCUCCGCGCGGUUGCAUCUACCGAAUGAGCGAGGAAGAGUUAAGUGUGCUUCGGGCACAACUCGACGACCUUCUGGAGAAAGGCUGGAUUCGGCCUAGCUCAUCGCCAUACGGUGCUCCUGUUCUCUUCGUCCGGAAGAAGAACAAGGACCUGCGGUUGUGCAUCGACUAUCGCAAGCUCAACGCGCAGACGAUCAGGAACGUCGGCCCUCUCCCACGCAUCGAUGACCUUCUCGAGCGAUUGGGCGGCGCCCAGUUCUUCUGUAAGCUGGAUCUCAAGUCAGGGUAUCACCAACUCGAGAUUCGCAAGGAGGAUCGCUACAAGGCCGCGUUCAAGACACGGUACGGGCAUUUCGAAUGGCUGGUCAUGCCGUUUGGCCUUACGAAUGCCCCAGCCACUUUCCAAGCGGCUAUGACAACGGAGUUCCAACACAUGAUGGAUCGGUUUGUACUCAUCUACCUCGACGACAUCUUGGUGUAUAGUCGGAGUUUAGACGAGCAUGUGGAACACCUGCGCAUCGUUUUGGAGCGGCUACGACAGGCGAAGUACAAAGCAAACCGCGACAAAUGCGAGUUCGCACAGCAGGAGCUGGAGUACUUGGGCCACUAUGUGACGCCGAAAGGCAUCCGUCCGCUCGCGGACAAGAUCAAGGCCCUACGAGUGUGGCCCGAGCCCACCAACACCACGGAUGUUCGUUCAUUCAUGGGGUUGGCGGGCUACUAUCAGCGAUUCAUCACCGGAUAUUCCAGGAUUGUUGCACCUAUGACGAGGUUACAGUCGCCAAAGGUGCCAUUUGUAUUCGAUGACGACGCACGCCAGUCAUUCCAAACACUUAAGACGGCUAUGCUCAUGGCACCCGUCCUUAGCAUCUAUGACCCCACCCUGCCGACGCGAGUGACUACGGAGGCUUCCGRCUAUGGCAUUGGGGCAGUCUUGGAACAGCACGACGGCGACGACUGGCACCSUGUGGAGUAUUUCAGCCACAAAGUGCCUCCCAUCAACUCGCUUGAUGAUGCAAGGAAGAACGAGCUGCUCGCAUUCGUGAUGGCUCUCAAGCGCUGGCGGCACUUCCUUCUUGGGCGUCGUAGGCUCACAUGGGUCACAGACAACAAUCCAUUGACCUACUACAAGACGCAGGACACGGUGAGCAGCACGAUCGGACGAUGGAUAUACUUCAUCGACCAAUUUGACUUCACACCGAAACAUGUCCCAGACCUCUCCAAUCGCGCAGCAGAUGCACUAUCGCGAAGACCGGAUCCUUCGUAUUCGACGAGGACCUUCAGCGACACUUCAUCCGGGCAUAUCAGUCUGAUCCGGACUUCGACACACUCUAUGCACAGCUAUCUUCGGAUCACCCGCCGGCCAGCCAUUACCGCAUUGCCGACGGGUACUUGCUCCUCCACUCGAGAGGCAAGGACUUACUAUGUGUCCCACGCGACCGUCGUCUUCGGACUCGCCUCCUCGGCGAGUAUCAUGAUUCACGACUCGCCGGCCAUUUCGGAGUCAACCGCACUAUUGCACGGCUUCGACAGCGAUUCCGAUGGCCUGACCUCAUUACCGAUGUCACUCGGUAUUGCGACUCUUGCGAAGUUUGUCGACGCAGCAAGCCCCGCAAUCGCAAUCCCUACGGCGAGUUACACCCGAUGCCUAUCCCACGGGAACCCGGUCUCUCCAUUGCCAUGGACGUCACCGGUCUGUUUCCUCAUGACCGGCUCGGGCACGACGGUAUCCUCACGGUUGUGGACCGAUUGAGAGUCCGGCACAACAAUGAAACCAAGUUCGGCUC